This is a messenger RNA of Chilo suppressalis (striped riceborer), 3571 nucleotides long. NCBI's taxonomy places the organism in Eukaryota, Metazoa, Arthropoda, Insecta, Lepidoptera, Crambidae. The record is from the annotation of a GenBank genome assembly.
GCUUCUUUGUUUUGACAAGUUAAACAAGUUUUCGAAGCAUAAUUUUGAAGAUUAUUUAAAUUGCUUGUAUUUUAUUAAAUAUUGUUUGUGAUGGAUAGAAGUUCAAGCCUUCAUGGAAGUAGUUCACGUAAACGCAAAAGAUCACAAUCCCGAGAUAGGGAUAGAGUAAAAAUAUGUUUGAGUCCAAGUUCCACACAAAACAUAAAAUCGGAUUUCAGUUUUUUAGAUUAUAAGCGAAAUUUAAACAAAAUUUUACUUUAUAGUAAUGAAAGUAACACAGUAGUAAAUAAUCUUGAGGACUUUUGGGUGUUUACCGCCAAGUAUGAAGCUAUGUUAAAAAAAGUUGGUAAACCACUUGUUCAAGAUUCAAGAAGUAAACAAGAAUUUAACGACAUAGGUGUAUCAGUUCAAUUUUCCAAGUCUGAAUGUAUAAAUUUCUCCACUAGAAUAAAGUAUAUUGACACUUCUAUUGAUGAAAGGGGAAAGCAAAAACUUGACAAGAAUUUAUUUGAAGCCUUUCUAAAUAUUGUAUCUACGUAUGUAGAUUUUAAGAAUAAAGAAAAAUUUGACAAACUGAAGAAGUUGAGGCAAGCUCAACAAGAUUUGCCUGUGGCCAAGUACAGAACUGAAAUAGUAUCAGCUGUACAAGAUAAAAGAGUUGUUAUAGUAGCUGGUGAUACUGGCUGUGGGAAAUCUACUCAGGUUCCACAGUAUCUACAUGAAGCUGGUUUUCUAAAUAUUGCCUGCACCCAGCCAAGACGUAUAGCAUGUGUUUCACUUUCAAAAAGAGUUGCAUUUGAAAUGCUGACACAAUUUGAGUCGAAAGUGGGUUACCAAAUCAGGUUUGAAAAAAGCAAAACUGCUGAUACAAAAAUUUGCUUCAUUACAGAAGGUUUGCUGUUAAGGCAGAUGUCGUCUGAAAAUUUGCCAAAUUAUGAUGUUAUCAUUCUUGAUGAGAUCCAUGAGAGGCAUUUGAUGGGAGACUUUCUGCUUGGUGUCCUGAAAUGUUUAAUACAUAGCAGAAAUGACAUAAAGCUUGUCCUGAUGUCAGCUACAAUUAAUAUUAAACUAUUUGAAAAUUAUUUUACUGCUGAGUCAGCAGCAGUCAUAGAGGUUCCUGGAAGGUUGUUUCCAAUAGAACUGCACUAUAAACCUAUACUGAUAGAAGACAAACCAACCCGUGAUGAUAGGUUGGAUCCUCAACCAUAUGUUCAGAUAAUGCAACUGAUUGAGAGCAAAUACCCGAGCGACGAACGCGGGGAUUUACUCAUAUUUAUGUCAGGCGUCCAAGAGAUCACAGCAAUUUGCGAUGCGGCACAACAGUAUGCGGAAAAAACUAAGAAAUGGAUAGUGCUGCCGCUGCAUAGCGGUCUGUCUUUGAUAGAACAAGAUAAGGUGUUCGACUACCCUCCAGAAGGUGUCAGAAAAUGUAUUGUGUCAACGAACAUCGCUGAAACCUCAGUCACCAUCGAUGGCAUCAGAUUUGUCGUGGAUUCGGGUAAAGUCAAGGAGAUGAGUUAUGAUUCCACAACUAAAAUGCAGAGGCUUAAAGAGUUUUGGAUCUCUAAAGCAAGCGCUGAUCAGAGGAAAGGCAGAGCUGGUAGAACUGGCCCCGGCGUUUGUUACCGAGUAUACUCGGAACAGCAGUACAGUGACAUGGAGGCGUUCAGCACGCCCGAAGUGUCCAGAGUUCCGUUAGCUUCCCUGCUACUUCUCAUGAGCUCGCUGGGAGUCAAUGACGUCAGAAGGUUCCCUUUCUUGGACUCGCCACCCGAAGAAGCGGUGGAGAAUGCCCUUUUAGAGCUAAAGCAACAUGGAGCAUUGACCUCUAAUGAGAAGCUGACAGCAUUAGGAAAGUCACUAGCGAAUCUCCCAGUAGAAGUGUCUUUAGCCAAAGCGAUUGUUGUGGGUAGUGCUACACUUCCACCACACAAGAGGGAUUCCGCAUUGGCACUGGCAGCCGCUUUGGGAAUCAGGUCUAUUUUCACUACGAGAGCGCACAGGGAUUUUGAAUGCGAGAACGCAAGAAAGCCCGAUGAAUCAGAUCACGGGGACCCAAUUACUCUUCUAUCUUUGUACUGCGCGUGGUUAACUGUGAAGGCAGAAAAUCGCGGCGGUCGCGCGUGGUGCAAACGUCGAGGUAUAGAGGAACAACGGCUUUACGAACUCACCAAGCUGGCAGCUCAACUCAGGGGAUUGCUGCAGGACAAUAAUUUGACAGAGACACCAGAACCGGAAUCUAUGUCGUCAGCCGAGCGGGCGAUGCGACACGGCCAAUUGAAACAGCUGAAGGAUAUGAGAAGGAAAUAUAAACAGAAAGCAGCGGAAGACUCCAAACGUAAGAAACGUCUAAAGGUCGAUUCUUGGGAGAUAGUCGACGACAAGGGUGAAGACGACACGAUGGAUAUCAGAGACAUAGAGUUCCGUCUGUCCAACGACGCGGGCAGGAUACGUUCCUUGAUCACCGGCGCGAGCGCAUCCAGUGGGCGGGACCUUAUUACCUUGAAGGUAGUGUUAUGCAGAGCCUUAUAUCCCCAAGUGGCAGUAGCUGAUCAAUUCAACCAUUGCAAGUCGAUAUCCGAGCAACUCUACCAUACUUGGAGUAAACCGUUUGUGUACCUCCAUCCUAAUUCUUACUUCGGCAAGCAGCCCCGGGUGCUGCAGCUAACCGAAGCGGACAUACAGACGGACGGGCCACCCGGCUAUAAGAGCAAACUGCCACUAUCGGCUAAACAUCAGAUACUGUGCUACUUAUCACUACUAGAGACUACGAAACCUUACAUAGUGAAUUCUAUGAGAAUGCCGGCUGCUCAGACGCUCUUGUUACUGUCACAUUCUAUCGACACUAACUUGGGAUUCACCAGAAUGGUAUGCGACUCGUGGCUUUUAAUAGAGUUUCCGUAUCCCGACACGGGUCUGAACCUGUUACUGAAGGCAACCAAACUAAGGCAGCGAUGGGAUGCGCUCAUCAACAGGAGAUUAGCAGACGCAGAUCCCAACAAAAGCGUAGAAAGCGAACUACAAAAGCAAAGCUCCAACGUUUCUUACGAAGAGCUGCAACACCAGUUAUCCUGCGACAUCAGCUCUUAUAUGAACAGUGAAGUUUAUUACACGCUAAAAAGGCUUUUACCAGGCGAUUUGAAAGUUAUAUAUUGUGGUCCGCCAGAUGAACCGCAUGCGAAUAUAGAUCCUAAUCCGUUCGAACAAGGCUUCGAAUGCCAUCCGCACGAGAAGAAAGGAGGCGUGUAUGUUACGGAUAACAUUGUUUACAAUUGCGUCGUAGACACAGAUUGGAGUUACAAUUUUUACCAAGAGGCUUAUAGCCUCGCAUGGCCUUGUCCAGACUGCGGCAUUACACUAUGCCUGUCCCCUUUAGAAAGAAUACAGCACAAGGAGUUUAUGUGCUCCUCCAAACCUGAGAUAGAACAAAAGGCCGUCAAACCUGCAAAGGAUAACAGACCUAAUGCCAAAGAGUAUAAAUGCGAAGGUUGCGGCAACACGCUAUCGUUGACUCCCGUUGAAAUAUUGAAACACAAGAAGAGUUGUAAGAUGAAAUAAAACUUUUAAGGAU